GUUAUAGCUACCAAUAUGCUAAACAAUGUCAUGAAGCGUUCCCAUUUCUUUGUAAUAAUUCACAUUCUUAUUCUCUUGUACAUUACAACGCGUGGUUCCUGCCAUGUUGCGAGGGAUGUCGCUAAGACUACAAGUUCUCGUGACGAAAUGCGACCCUUACCGAUCCGCGUUGGGGUCGUUCUUGACCUGAACUCACCGUUGGACGUCAUGGCGGAUUUCUGCAUGAAAACGGCAGUUUCGGAUUUUUAUGCAGCAAAUCCGAACUAUAAUACAGAACUGCAGCUGCACACAAAAUAUGUGGGGAGUGUUGUGGAUGCUUAUGUUGCAGUUCUGGAGUUGUUGGAGAAGGAAGAAGUGCAUGGAAUUAUAAGGCCACCGGGUUAUUCAACAGAAGAAACAUUCUUCACAGAACUUGGACAAAGAGUUCAUGUGCCAAUUAUCUCGUUCACUGCAAGAAGUUCAGCUCUUUCCUAUACAGGAAACCACUACUCAAUCAGGACAAGACCAAAUGAUGCUAUUCAAGCGCAGGCUCUUGCAGUGAUGUGCCGGGGAUUCGAAUGGUCCGAGGUGGUUGUUCUGUAUGAAGACACAGAAUUCGGAAAUCAGUUUCUUUCUCAUAUAAACAAGGCAUUCGAAGAGGUUGAAAUCGGACUAGCAUAUAUGGUUGCCUUCCCCCGUUCAGCUGAGGACAGUUAUCUUCUGAAAGAACUGAACAAGCUAUCAACAAAGCAGACGAGGGUAUUCGUGGUGCACAUGAACCCUUCCCUUGGUUUUCGUUUGUUCGCUCUUGCUAAAAGUGAAGGACUUUUGAGUGAAGGGUUUGCAUGGAUAAUCACUGAUAGUAUAUCCAACUUCAUGAACUCCGUUGAUUCCAUCACCCGUGAUUCAAUGCAAGGAGUUCUUGGCGUAAGGCCUCAUGUACCAAGCUCGGAUGCCCUUAAGAGUUUACAACAACGGUGGAAAAGAAGUAUGAUACUCGAGAACACUACAAGUUCAAUUACAGAUUUAAAUGUUCAUGGUUUGUGGGCAUAUGAUGCAGUGACUGCAUUAGCAAUUGCAAUAGAGAAUAUUAAACCGGUAAACGCUUCGUUAUUCAGUGUGAAAACAACUAGAAAUUGUACAGAGAAGAGGAAAAUGAGAAUCUCAACCCUCGGACCCAAGCUUCUCAGCGAACUAUCAAGCACAAAAUUUACAGGCUUGAGCGGAGAUUUUCAGUUGGUUGAUGGGGAACUGAGGCCAUCAGCAUUCGAGAUAUUCAAUGUUAUUGGAACAGGAGAAAAGACAAUAGGAUAUUGGACCUCAGACAGAGGAAUAAAAACAGAAUUGAGUCAAUCAACAUCAACAGCACAACUCAAAAGUAUCAUGUGGCCCGGAGAUUCUGUUAUACGACCAAAGGGUUGGGCGAUCCCUACUACGGGGAACUUAAGAGUUGGAAUUCCUUCAACACGUGGAUACAAAGAAUUUGUCGAUGUGAUUAUUGAUCCUACAACGAAGCAUGCAAAUGCAACUGGAUUUUCAAUAGAUAUGUUCUUGGCUACCUUGGAGGUGAUACCUUUCCCCGUCAAUUACGAAUUUCAUCACUAUAAUGAUACAGAAAACAUUGAUUGGACCUACGACGACAUGUUGCAUGAGAUACCUCAGAGAUUUGAUAUGGUAGUGGGGGAUACAACUAUUUGGGCUCCAAGAGCAGCAUAUGUUGAUUUUGCACUCCCCUAUUCUGAAUCAGGAGUCAUUCUAGUGGUUAAAAAUAAGAAGCCAUUUGACAUGUGGAUCUUUGUUAAGCCCUUAAAGUGGGAUCUCUGGUUGACAAUCAUUAUGAUCUGUAUUUAUAUGGGAAUAGUUCUUCAUAUAUUGGAACAUCGAGCCACCAAUAAUGACACUGAUUCAUCAACGUCAAAGAAAGAGCGAGCUAGAAUGGUUUAUUGGUCUCCAUUAGCCGUUCUGGCUUUCCCUGAAAGGAACAUGGUCUCCAACAAGUGGUCCUUUUUCAUAUUGUUGGUUUGGUUAUUCAUGGCAUUCAUUCUAAUGCAAAGCUACACAGCUAACUUGUCAGCAAUCCUGACUGUUGAUCAAUUGAAGUUUGCAUUUUCUGAUAAUUACUAUAUAGGUUGUCAGGAGGGUUCCUUUAUGAAACAAUUCUUAACAGAACAACUACAUAUUAGUGCAUUAAGGCUCAGGACCUAUUCUUCACCUGAAGAAUACCACAAGGCAAUGUCUUUGGGAAGCCAAAAUGAAGGUAUUGAUGCCAUAUUUGAUGAGAUUCCUUACAUGAAGGUUUUCCUCAACAAAUAUGAUUCUCAGUACAAAAUGGUGGGGCCAACAUAUAGGACCGGCGGUUUUGGCUUCGCUUUUCCUAUCGGCUCUCCAUUAGUUUCGCAUUUUUCAAAGGCAAUUCUGGAUGUUACUCAAGGUCCAAAUAUGACAUUCAUUGAACAGAAAAAUUUCGGACCUGGAUACUCUUCUCAAGAUCCACUUUCCUCCAGCAUCUCACAGCAGACGUCUAGUCUUACUGUAUACGAUUUUGCAGGCCUCUUUGUCAUUGUAGGAUCAGUAACCAUACUUGCUUUAUUAUGCUCAGAGACAACAGUUGGACGGAAAAUAACUGAUAUGGCCAAACAUUUUAUCUGUAAUUGCUACCAUUCUACAACUACACAAGUCAAUUCCAUGGAGAAUGCUAAUGGCGACGGAGAUUCACGAUCACACGGUAGCCUGGACGAGGAAAUUCACCAUUCCACGCAGAAUAGUGUGAGUAAUCCUGAGGAAAACACAGAUAGACUUGUCAUUGGAGAGAUGGAGCUCCGUGAAAUCGGCCAGAGUAAUGAAACUUCAUGUGCGGAUUGAUAGUAAUGGGGAGAUGAACUCUUUUCUUGCUUCCGCUAAAAAAAUGUCAUUUUCGUUUUUGAUACCACAACUUUUGCGAUUGUCGCUUUUGUUACUAUAAACACAAAAAUACACCUUUUUUUUUGUGGCGAGUUAACGGCAGAGCCAUGUGCCUCGCAUUUGGUUGUUAACUCCUAUUGAUUCACGCGACUUUGACUGAUUUUGACUUCAAAGGUCCUCUUUAUACAAAAAAAAAUGUAUCUUUUAUUUGUACCAUUAAAAUAAUAAUAAA
Messenger RNA from Sesamum indicum (sesame), 3112 nucleotides. RefSeq names its product glutamate receptor 2.5-like. Gene Ontology annotation, cellular component: membrane. The record is from RefSeq and is a predicted model, not a curated record. Lineage: Eukaryota; Viridiplantae; Streptophyta; Magnoliopsida; Lamiales; Pedaliaceae. Gene Ontology annotation, molecular function: ligand-gated monoatomic ion channel activity.